Diospyros lotus (date-plum) is the source of this 1723-nucleotide messenger RNA. Its product is annotated as protein translation factor SUI1 homolog. Gene Ontology annotation, molecular function: translation initiation factor activity; RNA binding. The transcript is spliced from 4 exons. Gene Ontology annotation, biological process: translational initiation. The record is from RefSeq and is a predicted model, not a curated record. The coding region runs from base 1075 to 1416 and encodes 113 amino acids. Lineage: Eukaryota; Viridiplantae; Streptophyta; Magnoliopsida; Ericales; Ebenaceae.
AAGGAGUCGACUCUCCACCUCAGUCCUCCGCCUUCGCUGUGAAAAAAGGUUAAAAAAUGCUAUUCGUACAAAUAAUUAAGUCACAAAAAAAAUGAUCAAAGGUGUCAAAAUUCAAAAAUGUCCUGACGUCAUUUGUCGCUGCUAACUAUGCUAAAUGAAACUUGAUUGAGUUUUAUUCCAUGAUAAAAUUCGAUUGAGUUUCAUGAUGAAGUCCGAUUGAGAUGAAGUUCAAUCAGACUUCAUGAUGAAAUUUGACCGGGUUUUAUAUAAUUGAUAAUAAAGUCCAAUCUAUAAAGUCUGAUCGGACUUCCUCAGAUCAUCGAACUUGUACAUUUUGUCGGCACAUGUAACACGAUUCAAAAAAGUUUGUGCACUUUCGACAAUGAUUUUUGCUUCUAAUAAUGUCUUUUGUUUAGUAGAAGAUGGAAAAAAAUUUAAUAAAAAAAUUAAAAUUUUGAAAAAAAAAAAGUAAUCAAAAAGGUCUAAACAACGUGUUUUUAUCUCUCUGCAUGGAUUGAUUAUAUAAAAAUAGUUACAUCCAAACAGAGCAUAAAUAUACAGCCGUAUAUAUCUAGAGAACAGCUUAACUUCUGUGGCCAGGCAACGAGUUUGACCUCUUUUCCUUCGCACUUAAAUUUAGUUAAUAAACUCCCUCUCUCAUCCAAUUAUUCAAGUUCUAUAAUUAAAUAAAACAAUAUCUAUAAUUAAUUAAACUCCCUCUCUAUAUUGUUUGAUUUACCUUAAAAGGGUUAAUGAAAAAAAUAGAACAAAGAAAAUAAUGAAUCCCAAACGGGAAACCCGGGAACUGAACUCCGCUUCCACCAGAUUCCCAACACUAAGACGUGUAAAACUGUCCGGUCAAAAUCGGCUCUUCUAUUUAUAAAUUCCAGCCCACCCCCUUCCUCUCUUGGAUCAACCUUUGUUCUCCCUCUCUCUCUCUCUCUCCCUCUUUCUCCCCUUCUCUGUCGGUUUCAAUUCAAACCCUUCUUCCAGAUCAGUGCUUAGCAAUCCAAUUUUGAAGCAACCGAGUUCUGUCUGCCUGUUUGGUCAUCUCAAUUCGAGCAGUCAAGGUUCAUGUCUGAACUCGAUAUCCAGAUCCCAACAACUUUUGAUGCAUUCGCCGAGGCAAAUGCUGAGAACUCAGGUGCUGGGUCAAAGGACUAUGUACAUAUCCGCGUACAGCAGCGCAAUGGUAGGAAAAGCCUGACCACUGUCCAGGGGUUGAAGAAGGAAUUCAGCUACAACAAGAUACUCAAAGACCUGAAGAAGGAAUUUUGCUGCAAUGGUACUGUUGUCCAAGACCCAGAGCUCGGCCAGGUCGUCCAACUUCAAGGCGAUCAAAGGAAGAACGUCUCAACCUUUCUUGUUCAGGCUGGCAUUGUGAAGAAGGAACAGAUCAAGAUUCAUGGUUUUUAAGUUGCAGCAGAAACGGCAGAUCUUCUGUCUGUGUGCAACUGCUGCCAUAUCCGAGUAUAAACUGCUUUCAACGGCAUGUGUUCUGAAUCUAUGUUCAGCAGCAGCUGGUAGUCCUAAUGUUGCUUGAACAUGUUACUCUUAUAUAUCCGUUCUACAUUCUCUGUUUUCAUAUGUUCAUUUUCAAACGAUCACAAGUUAAAGAAAAAAUGCUUCAUUCUGUGUGCCAUAUAAUCAGCAACGAUCCUCCCAAUGUUAUUGGUAUGCUGUAUGUGAAGGGAAAUGGAAUACGUGCGUUUAAGGGUUCAGU